AUGAUGGCGGUGGCGUUUUCGCCACGUGCGAUAGCAGCAGGCGGCGACACACCGUUCUUCGAUCUCACACGCUACAAUGAUUUCCCAGAUUUCCCAGAAUUCGAGGACUACGUACGAGGAGUGGCCAAAAUGAAUCCGGAAUUUGUCUCAUUACGGCUUAUUGGCCAAAGUCGUGAGGGUCGUCCACUGCUUGGUCUUAAGGUGAAUCCGCAGAAUCCACGGCGCCGAUUAGCCAUGUGCUAUCGUCACCGUGGUGACUGA
Messenger RNA from Ostertagia ostertagi, 261 nucleotides. The record is from the annotation of a GenBank genome assembly. NCBI's taxonomy places the organism in Eukaryota, Metazoa, Nematoda, Chromadorea, Rhabditida, Trichostrongylidae.